AUGCCCGUCCGACCCUCUCUCGAAGGGUCAACCUUCGAUGCAGACCUGCGAGACCGACAUCUGAUUUAUGAUUAUGCGGCACAAGACGAACGUGGAAACCCAGAAAAGUGGCGAUAUGAAAUGUGGUUCCAGAAUGAGGACCGCAUCAACUAUGCCAUCCACGGCGGGCCAAUGGCGGGCCGCAUCAACUUCCAGAGAGCGGAGUAUCAAUGCAUUCGUCCCGGGGAAUUAUGGCAAUGCAACUGGUUGGAGGAGACGGGGACCAUGUGCUCUCUGGUAUAUGACAUCCCAAACAAACGUAUAACGACCAUGCUUGGAUUCUCCAAGGGUCAUUGGGAGAAGGCACAGGAUGCACAUGGCGAUAAAAGGAAUCUAGAGGACUUUGCCAGAUGGCGUGGACUGGCACGGAUCGGUAUCCAAACAGAUCGUGUGAUGUUGAGCGAGCAAGCGGAUAUUCUGGAGGAUUUCCGUGGCCCGGGAGAUCUGAAACCUGCAGACAACAGUUGGCCCACAUUGUGA
Messenger RNA from Penicillium waksmanii, 519 nucleotides. RefSeq lists its product as uncharacterized. The transcript has a single exon. The record is from RefSeq and is a predicted model, not a curated record. Gene Ontology annotation, molecular function: carboxy-lyase activity. Bases 1 to 519 code for a protein of 172 amino acids. NCBI's taxonomy places the organism in Eukaryota, Fungi, Ascomycota, Eurotiomycetes, Eurotiales, Aspergillaceae.